AUGCCCUCUCGUUUUAGCACUGCGGUGCGGAUCUUUACCACCACCUUGUUUGCAGCAGUGGUGCUUUUUGCCAUCCUGUUGGCCUACGUGACUGGUUACCAGUUCAUACACACUGAACAGCAUCACCUCUCUUUUGGGCUGUACGGAGCCUUUCUAUCCCUCCACCUUCUGCUGCAGAGCCUCUUUGCCUUCCUGGAGCACAGGCAAAUGCGGGGACCCUCCAGACCCCAGCACCUCUGGCGCAGUGUGGCCCUCUGCAUCGCAGCCUACCAGGAGGAUCCGGACUACCUCCGCAAAUGUCUGCGGAGCGUACAGCGCAUUUCCUUUCCAGGCCUUAAAGUGGUGCUGGUGGUGGAUGGGAACCGGCAGGAAGAUGCCUACAUGAUGGAUAUCUUCCAGGAGGUGUUGGGGGGAGCGGAGCAUACAGGAUGUGUGGUGUGGAACGGGAAUUACCAUAGCGACGGAGAUGGAGGAGGAGGAAAGGGCUCACCGCAUGCAGAGGAGGUUGCACGGGUGACCAAGGUGGUACAGAGCUGCCUGUAUUCCUGUAUUAUGCAAGAGUGGGGAGGCAAAAGGGAGGUGAUGUACACAGCCUUCAAAGCACUGGGAAAUACUGUGGAUUACAUACAGGUGUGUGAUUCAGACACUGUACUAGAUCCAGCAUGCACAAUUGAGAUGCUAAAAAUUCUAGAGGAGGAUCCGCAAGUGGGUGGAGUGGGAGGAGAUGUUCAGAUCCUAAACAAGUACGACUCCUGGAUCUCCUUCCUGAGCAGCGUCCGUUAUUGGAUGGCUUUCAAUGUGGAGCGGGCUUGCCAGUCGUACUUUGGAUGUGUGCAAUGCAUCAGUGGCCCUCUGGGAAUGUACCGCAACUCUCUCCUCCAGCAGUUCUUGGAGCCCUGGUACCACCAGACAUUUCUAGGCAGCAAGUGCAGCUUUGGUGAUGACCGGCACCUCACCAACCGUGUCCUCAGCUUUGGCUAUAAAACCAAGUUCACAGCACGUUCACAAUGCCUGACUGAGACCCCCACGCAAUACCUGCGCUGGCUCAACCAGCAGACCCGCUGGAGCAAGUCUUAUUUUCGAGAGUGGCUCUAUAACGCACUUUGGUUCCACAAGCACAGCCUCUGGAUGACCUAUGAAUCUGUGGUCACUGGGUUCUUCCCAUUCUUUCUGGUGGCUACAGUAAUCCAUCUGUUUUACCGAGGUCGGCUGUGGAACAUCUUACUUUUCUUGCUAACAGUACAGCUGGUGGGCAUGGUAAAGGCCACCUACGCGUGCUUCCUACGAGGCAGCCUUGUUAUGAUCUUCAUGUCAUUGUACUCUCUGCUGUACAUGUCCAGCCUGCUACCAGCUAAGAUCUUUGCACUGUUGACUAUUAACAAAGCAGGCUGGGGCACAUCAGGCAGGAAAAAGAUAGUAGUGAACCUUAUUGGAGCUGUGCCUGUGACAGUAUGGGCAGCAAUUCUGAUCGGUGGCGUGGUUUACACCAUUUACUGUGAGGUGCAGGAGCCCUUAAGUGAGACAGAGAAGGCGCUUCUCAUUGCUGGUACCAUCCUCUAUGCCUGUUAUUGGCUCAUACUCCUGGUACUCUACCUUGCCAUAGUCGCCAAGCGCUGUACCAAAAGAGAGGAACAGUAUCACCUGUCCUAUGCUGAAGCCUAGCAUGGUCUCUCUAAAACAUAUUUAGUGGUGCUGCAGGACAUGCUAUCAGGGCUCAUUUGAAAUGACCCCUGUCUUUACCUGGUGCUGCAAUCUGGUUAUGAUUAUGGAUCAUGAGUCCAAAGCCAUCAGUUGAUAGAUGGUUUCAAGCAGUCACCAUAAUCAAGAGUUUUUGACAGAGCCAUAAUUUGCAUCUGUUGAAAUCAGGAACGGUGCUUCUCAUGGAUAUACUGUAAAGCAUACACUGAGGUGGCUAGCCAUGGUGGGUGCAAAAUGUUGAGCCAAAUGUUAGUUAUGGAGCGAUAAGUUCAUGUCAUUAGAUUGCCAUAUUAAGUUAAGGUGCUUGUACUUAUAAUUAUACUUAAUAUAGUGAUCAACAUGUUAAGGUGUGUUCCAACAUGUGAGGUACACCUUUAUAAGACACUAAGCUGACAGUAUUUGCCCAAAUCAUUCAUUAUUUUUAUUUAGUGUUUUAUAUGACAAUCCAGCAUAAUUCUAAAAAAAGAUUGUGGUGCUGCUAAUACGUUUGAGGUGUAACGUGUUAGGACUUUCAAGAAAGUUUGAACAACUACAUUUAAAUAUGAUUUUCUGAUACUUCACUAAGAUUAAAGGGAUAGUUCAACCUAAAAUACAAAUUCUCUCAUCA
This is a messenger RNA of Xyrauchen texanus (razorback sucker), 2305 nucleotides long. RefSeq names its product hyaluronan synthase 3-like. Gene Ontology annotation, molecular function: hyaluronan synthase activity. The transcript is spliced from 3 exons. NCBI's taxonomy places the organism in Eukaryota, Metazoa, Chordata, Actinopteri, Cypriniformes, Catostomidae. The coding region runs from base 1 to 1662 and encodes 553 amino acids. Gene Ontology annotation, biological process: hyaluronan biosynthetic process; extracellular matrix assembly. The record is from RefSeq and is a predicted model, not a curated record.